Mercenaria mercenaria is the source of this 12800-nucleotide messenger RNA. RefSeq lists its product as uncharacterized. The coding region runs from base 1943 to 2842 and encodes 299 amino acids. The transcript has 6 exons. NCBI's taxonomy places the organism in Eukaryota, Metazoa, Mollusca, Bivalvia, Venerida, Veneridae. The record is from RefSeq and is a predicted model, not a curated record.
CAUACAUUAUUUGAUUACAAUGUACUCUAUGCCAAUGUUAUUACCUCUAAGUUUGCUUUGCUGUGCAUUUGCAGUUGAAAUUUUCUCAAUCUAAGGUGAAUUGUUUUUAAUGUAAAACAUAUAAAUGGCUGUACAUUCUAUUUUAAGGUUUUUAUUGAUCAAUCGAAAGUCAAAACAAGACAAAUAUAUCUCUUUUCCAAAAAAAUCUGAUAAACAACUUUUCAUUUUGGUGUGGCCUAAAAACGGUUUUUCUACCUUUUUCAGAAUAUAAGAUUUUCAGAGCCUUAUAUACCCAUAAAGAACUAUAUCGCUACUUUAGAAAAACAAAAAGAAAAAGUGGUUUUAACUUUUAUCAAUGUUUAUGUAAGAAAAGUACAGUCCGUUAAAUACAAUCCAGUGAAUUUUUCCUUUUCUAAUUUUUGUUUCAGUUUCUCUCUUUUGAAAAGAAAUUUAAUUCUAACGUGGCCAUUUUUACCGAUUACGACAAAAUGCAAAGUGAUACAUACUGAAACGCGGUAGAGUAAAAGAUGAGAAAAGAAUUUAAACUACGAACAUGACGAAAGAAAAAUAUAUUAGUACUGUUUAUAUUUGGACUAAUUGUAGAUCUGCGGAGGCUUACAUUUGAUUUGGUUAUUGUCAGCCUUAAUCCUUGUGCCAACUUUCCUUAUUGUUCAUUAAACACCUACUCAUGUCCUACCUUUUAACCUUAAAUUCUCACUGAAAAAGCAUUAAAACGAACUAUGCACAGUAAUGCCUGUCAAAAUAGUCUAUUUUGGAUAAAAUUCUAUAUGACAUACCAGUGGUUUGCAUGCUGAAGUGUGGCGCGUGUCCAGUAACUGUUAGCUACAUGUAUUGUAAUCAUGGGUUGCAUACACAAUAGAACUUGAAUAACCGCGGAGCAGGGCUUUAAUGUAAUGCCUAUCAGUUGUGUACGUUAGGGCCUGGGAAAUAACGGAAGUUUCGGUAUGUUUCUUCGUGCACUUUAGUGAAAGCUCGUGUUGUAUAGUCAUUGAAAAUCGGUAACUUAUCCAAUAAAAAGUUAGGAUCUCAGAUUCUUUUAAAUAGCUUUCUGGAAAGCUAAAAAGGAAAACAUAAAUUCUCAACCAAAACCAUUCAGCACUUUUCAAAUCAGAACUUCUGCUUUGAAAAAUAUGUGAUCUAAUAGCGUUAUUAUAACAGUAGCUCGAUCUGGGAUUCUGUAUUUGUCUUGAGUGAAUUUUGCCAGAAUCGGAACUCACGUGAUCCGUCCUUGCAAAAUCCACGAGAGCCGAAAACAAAUCCAAGAUCUAUAGCUAUUGUUAUCCGGUUAUAGUGACCCUUUUACUAUAUACCUCCAUAUUUUGUUUGUUUACUUUUAAUUGAACGAAAUUUUUAGUGUUUGUUGAUGUUUGUUAAUGUCAUAAAAAAUGAAAUGAUUGAUGUGUUUGCACUGUUUAUAUAAUGGUGUCAGCUCAUGCAUAUUAAUGAAAGUAACAUACAAUACAGAAGGUGCAAUACGGGACUUUGGAACGUACAAUACAGGAUUUUUUUCAGCCUGUUCGUAUUUUCUUGUGAAAUGCAAGCGGUAGUUCAGACAUAAUUUAUACAAAGAACUAGAAAAUACAUAUUUAUUAUAUUAUAGCUGUUUGACUUACAUAAGUAUAUACUUAAUAAGAAUGUUAUAUACCUAUACACAUUCUAUAAAAAAUUGGCUUGUAUUUCACAUGUCUGCUAUUAAAUUAACCCUCAUAUAUGUCCAGUGCAUUUAGUCUCUCAUAUCUUUACAUUUUCUUUAGAUACCACACGAUCAAAAAGCAAAUCUACGUCUGAGUGUCCUGAAUUUGCCGAUGAACAGUGGGACAAGAAAGGAGAAUGCCCAGCAAAUAAUGCUAGAAAAGAUACCACAGGACCACAAAGUAAAUCUACGUCCGAGUGUCCUGAAUUUGCCAGUGAACUGUGGGACAUGAAAGGAAAACGCCCAGCAAAUAAUGCUAGAAAAGUACUGGAAUGGAUCAAAAGAGAAACCAACAGACAACAGACUGUGCCAUUUUGUCCAUGGGGAGGAGAAAUAGAUGGAUUAACCUUGGAUAACACUUGUACUGUCGAUUGCCAUUUGUAUAUGAUACAUCUCAUACUGAUAGAUGAACAAUUUAAAGCUGUCAAAGAAUGGUUACAUUCCCAAUGUAAAGAAAAUCCAGUCGCUUCUGUAUUGCUACGUGUAUCAAAACUAUUUGAAAAGAAGAAAUGGGCGGAAGGGAAGUUGAUUUGGAUAAGAGAAACGAAUCCUGAAGCCAUAGAUUCUGAAAUGGGUAAUGUGAACCUGUUUGGCAGCGAAUAUGAUUUUUUCGUUGGACAUUACAGUACUCUUCAGGAGAGUGUCACGGAGAAUGUUUGUAGUAAUGAUAACUGCCCGGAAAGAGGGAUUGAGCGUAAAUAUACAGAGAUAGUACUGCAUGACUCCGACACGAGAACCAUUCAGGGAGCGAUAGAUGAAUGGCAGAACAACAGUAUGGAUAUGGUCAGGUGUAGAGAGAAAGACCCCGUUUCCAAAAGGUCCUGCAAAGGGUACCGAAAUUGGACAAGAAGGCGAUUCACCAACAGUAACAUUCCCAAGUUAGUUAUAGCUAAUAUAGAGAACAUCAAAGGCGAAGUUAGUGUUGGAGAAGAAGUUGUCAUAAAUGAUAUCAGGUACAGUGUGUAUGCUAUUACGUUUGGAAAUGGGUCACAUUUCAUAGCCGUAUUCAACAAAAAUGGAUCCCAGCAGGUUUAUGACGGGCUGAAGACAAGUGUUGAGCCCUUAAAUAUACUGCCUGCCAGAUUUUCUCACGUGCAUGUUCUAUUAGUAAUGAAAGUUACAGAUUGAAAUGGUGAUUGAAUAGCAAACCAUGAAAGGCAUUUUGUGGGGACUUAAAUGUCUGUGCUACUGGCACUAAUCCCAGUGUUGUAUUAUACCCCUAGGUAUACUAUAAGAACCAAAGUUAUGAACGGGAAAUGCUCUAUCCCAUUUCAGUCGCACACUUGUCGCCUAAAACGCACUGUUCCAUAAAUUGGUACUAUGCAUAUUUAAUACAUGGUCAUUUAUCUCUUCCAUCGAGCAGCCAGCAGUCACAUUGUCUUAAUAGUUUAUAUCGCCGAGAUACUCAGCAUGUUUCAUGCUACGGGGAUUUACUGUAUUUUCACCGGUGCUGGAUAACACCAUUUUAAACUCUUGCUAUAAUGACGCAUUACGUACUACAUAAUAUGUAGAGCAUUAAUGUAGUAAUUUAUAGUUUAUUUCAUAAAGCGGAAUAAAAAUCCAAUACCUUGAUAGUUCCUUUUUGUUUCUUACAAUAUAAUCUUGAUUAAAAAACAAUGCAAGCUAAUCAUAAAUACAUAGCGUUAUACUGCAAGUAACAAACCAUAACAGUGUUACGAAUUUCCGGUUUACGGACGUUGAUUUCCUGCACAUGUUAGGUACGCUUCUGUAAGAAAAUAGUUCUAAAAAGAAAGUAGUUUGUUUGAGUUCAUUUAAACUAUUAAUUUAUUUCUUGAUUAUGGUAUGCAAGUAAAAGAUUAUUUCAAUGACUAGGUACAGAUGGGAAUGUCCAGCUCUAGGGUAACUGAUUACGCACCUGCACCCAUAGCUAGUGAAAAAGUCCUGUUUGUCAACUUUACAGGAAAUACUUGCACAAACUCCGGUAAAAAAGUUUCAUUCCAGAUUAACAAAAUUACUCUGGCUAUAUUUAAACUUAUUUCGGUCGUCGUUUAACUGCAAGUGUACUCUAGAAUGUUUAUAUGUAACAUAAAUGUGCGGUGUGAAUUAAAUAGACAACAGUUAAAUGUAUACCACUAUAUUAUUUCAGAUUCAAAAUCUUUUUAAGAUGAUGUAAAUUCAUCAGUUCCAUUUCUACUAUAUUACUGUAAAUAUUUUGAUUUCUGUUCUUGUUUGUUUAUGACCUAACUCUGCUCAUGAUCCAGUUGUCUAAACCGAAACUUAGUCAAGGAAGUUAAUCAAUGUUUGCGUUAUGUAUUGUUGACGAAAGUAUUAAAUAUGCGGAGUAUUUCUGCAAUAUGAACUCAUGAGGCAAUGUCACUGGUGCACGACGGAAGAUAUAUUACCAUUUGAUUGAAAUGUGUGGUACCCAUGUACCGAACUGCACGUUUUGGUUGAGAAGGGCGUGACUGAAAUCGGAUAGUGAUGUUCAUGGAUGCGGUCCUUAUAGUAUACCUUGGUGGUGUGGUAAGACAUGUACAGUGACAUACCGGUAUAUCUAUCCAUCUAUCUUCCGAAUUAGUGUUAGGAUACUGAUAAUUGUAUGGUUUUAGCGACAAAGUUCAUAGGGGGAAUACUGAAUCGUAGACUGCAGUUAUAUCUGUUCAAUCCGUUUUGUAACAAUAGUCAUAAAUAUACAUUAAGCCCCUUUGUACAAUUUUGAUCAUUAUGUGUUUCUUAUUGCUUGUGAAAUAGAAUUUUCGUAUUAUAUGACUGAACAGAGCGUUUUGUAAAUGUUGUUUUACUGAGUAUUUUGAAAUUCAAUAGCAAUUAUGCGUUUCAUAUUUUCAUUUUUAUUAUGCCCGGGUAUCUACUGAUGCUGGAGGCAUAUAGUGAUGGUCUUGUCCGUCCGUCCGUCUGUAUGAGGUUAACCAAAUCGGACGGUUUCGUCUAGCAUCAAUACCCCUAAUUAGAAUGACUUAAUACUAAUGCAGGUGUAACCUGUAACCAUUUCUCAUCUUCAGAUAUCACCUGAUCUCAGUUUGACCUUGGCCUUGACCUCAUUUUGGACUUAGGUUGCUUUGUAUGGGCCAUCAUUUGGUUAACCAAAUGGAACCGUUUCGUCUAGCAUCAAUACCGCCUACAAGAAUGAAUUGAUACUAAUACAGAUGUAACCUGUGACCAUUCCUCAUCUUCAAACAUCACCUGACCUCAGUUUGACCUUGACCUCAUUUUAGACUUAGGUUGCUCUGUAUUGACAAGGAUGCCACCGGGGGUAUCAAGCGUUUAUUGAACGCAGCUCCUUCUUAAUCUUGAAAUAAUUUCUCGGUUUUACGUAUGAAACGUUAUCUGUACGGUAACGUUUUUAUUGGAAAAUUUAGAAUAAUAAUUUUCAACGUUUAUAGUGAAAACUGAAAUAUUAUUGCUGUUGUGCAUAUUAAAAUGUAUUUUUUAUGAAAAUGUUCAGAUUGAAUGUUUUAACAAGUUUGGCAGAGACAUUGUUCAUUAGAUUACCAUUAACUAAAAAUUUCAAAAUGUUCCGAUUCGUUGAAAACAUGGUCUUCAUGGCAUGUGGUAACAUUUAAACAUCUUAUCAUUGGUCACAAUUUUAACAAGAUCAUUUUAAAGGUAUUUUCUUUGGAUGAACCUUAAACAAAACACAUGGCUAUAUUUCCCUUUCCGACUUUAUGGUAUACUUUGAAAAUAUUCUUCUGUAAAUCUGCAGGCCAAAGUACAAAGUAAUUUGGCAGAAAUUAUUCCUUCUCCGACACUUACUAACUUUUUCUGCUGUGAAACUAUGAUGAGCGACUUAAGACCAAGGUCCUCUUAUUAUUGCUUCCACUGAAAGUGAGGUACAUUGUUUUCUGUCUGACUGAUUGUCCAGGUUGUCACAAAUUCUUGUACAGUUCUUAAGCGUGUUCUUUAAAACCAGAAUUUACUGUAAUUUGUCAUAUCUUAAGCACAUUUCACAAUAAUUAUUUUUAGCGGAGUUCUGUCCCUUUUAAUGUCUUUCAUGUGACCGCCAUUGAAAAUAGGUUAAGGCAUAUAUUGAGCUACCCCUGUAUAUUUGUGCGUUGGUUAGUUUAUCCGUUGCUCGCGCGUGUCAUUGUUUGUGUCUAUUUGUGCGUGCGCCCUCGUGUGCGUGCGUGCGCCCUCAUGUGCGUGCGUGCAUGCGUGUUCUGAAUAUUGUAUCCGCUUCAUAAAUAUGUCGUGCAUGUUGAAUUUUGAAAACUUCAGCACAAAUGACCGCAGUAGCAAGACGGCGUAUCGUAUGCGAGACACAGAUCCUUACGUAAAAUGUUAAGGUCACAUAGGAGGUCAGGUGAGAGAUUUAAGGUCAUUCUCUUGCCCGCUUUUUAAGAAGUUUAAGAAUAUUCAAACUUGGCGCAGACCUUUAGCAUAGCAAAAUGAUGUGCCACGGGCAAGAUUUCAUGUUAUGUUAAUGACCAUUGUCACACUUACAGGUUAUACAUAUAAGAUCAUUUUCCUUACCCGGUCCAUGCAUGCAUAUUCAAAUUACUAAGCACAAAAUGUCAUCAUAGAAGUAAAAUGUGUUGCGUGCAGGACCCAAAUCCUUAGCACAUAAUUCAUAGUUACUGUUACAGAUAGAACAAAUUGUCAUUUUAGCUCGACUAUACGGUUUAAAGAAACCAACAACAAAAUAGUGAGAUUGAAUAUGAUUAUUAUUUCAAGUUAUUCUUUUAAAUGAAUAAUUACAAUGAAUAUAUCUGGAUGAUAUCUUAUACCAGAUAAAUAUUGUUUGAUAGUGUCAUAUUUCAAACCCCUUUCUGCGCAGAAAGCUACAAAAUAAAUUAGAAUUUGUUCAUCAACCAUAGGUGGGACACAGCUACAUGUACUACUUGACCAGAGUGAAUUCUGUUCCAAAAAGAAUUUGUAAAGCUUGUAGGCAGAUCUGUAAAGGCUCACUGUGCUUGGUGCAUGGGCUGCUUCCCACAAAAAGGUGACAGUCCUGUUCAGCCUAGAUAAAGAUCCUCCAGGUGUGGCACCUUUGUAGGGACUUUGUCUGCUUCUGGUGCUAACUGGCGGAAGCGUUGAAUCUGAAAUCGAGACAGACAAUCACUUAUUUUGUUGUUUUUACCUGGAAUGUGCUUUGCAUAUAUAACAAAGUUUCCUGUUGCAGCGCACCAGGUUAGUCUGCGCAUCAGUUUCAUAAUAAAUGGUGAUUUACUGCGACCUUUUUGAAUUAUAUCAACUGUUGCUUUGUUGUCGCAGUGAAACAUAAUUUGCUUUUUUGCCCACUGUUUUUGCCACAAGACAACACAUACAACAAUUGGAACAAGUUCCAUGAAAGCAAUAGACAUGUCGUCGUCUCCAAGUCUUGGAAGAUCAUCUGGCCAGGGUUCGGAAAACCACUUGCCCUGGUAAUAGCCCCCAUAACCACAGCUUCUGCUAGCAUCUGUAAAUAAAUCUAUAUCAGCUGAUUCAGUUAUGAAAUCAUCAUAAAAGAAUGAUAUCCCAUUCCAGUUAUCUAGAAACCAUAUCCACAUAUUAAUGUCGGUUAGGCAAUCUUUGCUUAAUUUUACAUGAUGGUGUAGUUCUUUCACAGGUGAAGCAAGCCUUAACAAAUAUGACAUGAAACUUCUUCCUGGUUUUAUUACUCUUGAUGCAAAGUUCAGAUGACCUAGAACACUCAGCAGUUUGCGCUUUGUAAUAGUCUAAGAGUUUUUAGUGCAUAUUUCAUUCAACAUCUCUUUGAUUCGGGUGACCUUUUCGGCUGGCAGAGAAGCCUGCAUUUUAACAGAGUCAAGAGUGAUACCGAGAAAUACCAUAGUUGUAUCAGGUCCUAGGGUCUUAUCUGGAUGAAUUGGUAUGGACAAAGUUCCAAAUAUAUGUGUAAGUAGAGCCAUGUUUCUGUUUCCAUCUUCGGUCUUGGGAAUAAUUGAUUAAAAGUCAUCCAACAAAUUAAAGCAAAUGAGGAAGAUUAUAGUUUGUUGUCGCUAUAUAAUGAAUUGCCUUGGAUAACCAUGUGAAAAUUUUGGGACUACUCCUUGGUCCAAAACACAGUCUUUUAAAGAAGUAGUACUUAUUGUUCCAGUGAAUACCAUGAUAUGGCCACAGAUCUGGCCUGAUUGGCACUAACUUAAAAGCGUCAACUAUGUCUGUUUUACACAUUAAAGCACCUUGUCCGCAUUGUUUGAUAGUUGCUAUAGCAUCAUCUACUCUGACAUAUGAAAGUGAAUAUUCUUCCUUGUUUAUUAAACUAUUUAUACUUGCAUGCUCAGACUUGUUGUGUGGUGCACUCAAAGCAACUACCAGUCUUAACUUUUUGGAAUAUUUACUUUCAACAGUACCUAAUGGGUUAAUCAAAAAACUUCAAAUGGUGGUCUAUCAAAGGGUCCAUGUAAGUAUCCUUUUUGUAAUUCCACUCGGAGAAGUUCUGACACUUCCUUAGGAUGUUUCACUGCUGACUGAAGAAUUUUACAGUGAUAGCUUGUAUUUGGAAGUUCAUUAAUUCCUGUGUCAAAACCAUUUCGAAACCCUUGAAUAAGUUGCGAAACGUAAUUUUUGUUUGGAUGUGAAAAGAGUUCUUUUUCUAAACUUGUUAAGUUAAUUGGAGUAGUUGCUGAUAACUGUUUAUCUGUAUUGUCUGCAAUGAGUCAUUGUUUUUUCGUAAUGUUGGUAGGUUGUUUAGUACUGGAUUUGUUCCUGUCACAGACAUAUGCAGGAUGAUCCCCUUUGCACACAUCACAUAUGUGCACAAUGUUUGAAUUCGAGUGUAGUGAACUGCAGCCACUUAAGUUAAAGUUAUUGCAGAGUUCCUUUCCAUUGUGAAAUUUUCUCUGACGCCCCUGCCUGUCAAUCAUAGAACGGUUGUAAGAUGUGGUAGCUGUUGGACUGUAAGGUUUCGGAAACUUAUCUCGAUUUACAGCUCCCAUCGUGCUGUCUCUCGUAUUCCUAUGAGUAUGGCUAUAGGCAUUUGAUGGACAGAAUGUUGCAGAGUGGUCUGUUUUCUGGCAUGUAUCACAUGCUUGAGUCCGUAAGCCAGAAAAUGUCAUCAUGUAAAGUUUAGUGUCGCAAGACGACCAGUCUACAGGCAUAUUUUGUAGCUCGUAUUGUUCAGCCUUUCGUGAAAAUGCAUUGUGGUAAUUGUAGAAAUGGUUACCACCAUACUGCCUAUACAUCCCAUCUAUCAAGUCGCAGUAUGCAUCCAAUUCCUUAUGACGGUGGGGCUCUACUUCGCAGAUGACAUUUUUAUAUCUGGAAAAUGCAGUCCUGAAGUCGUGGAUGUUUAGAGUCUUCUGUAGUCUAACAUCACCGGCACGCACAACAAUUUGGUCACCGUUUUUGUCUAGAAUCUGUGUUUCUGUGUUGGUCUUUAUGCCUGGUAUAAGGAGCAAAGCAAGAUUUAUAUGUUUGUGAGCUAGAAUCUCAUUUCGUAAUUUAUUCGGUAUAAUAUUCACGUGGGGCAAUUCGUCAACUGGUCUGCGGAUACCCACAGCUGGAACUACCGGUGAAAUUCCUGAAACGCCGGCCAAAAUUUCUCGUUCUUGUUCCCAGUCCGGGAAAUGCGUUUGCACAGGUUUGCUCGUGGAACUGCUUAUCUUAUUAGAAAGUUCCGCCAACGUACCUUGUAAAACUCUCAACUCAGUGUUAAUUCUCUCGAUUUCGGUCGUUUUCGAGGAUGUACUUUCUUUUUCAUGGGCGCGGCCAUUGUUGCUGCUGACGUCAUCAAUAACUGUGUAUUGUUGCGGUGUGCCUUAAUACAGUAAUGUAUAUUUAUCUAAGUAAUGAUGCAAAAUGAGGUGUAAUAAGACGUAAUGCUAUAUAAUGAGAUUUUUAUCCAAAAACUAGAAACAAGAAAAUGUAAAAUUAAUUCAGUAUAUAUUCAAGCAUUAUAAUGUUAUGAAUUACAAUUAAUUAAGGAAUUUAUAAAAAUGUCUAACUACAAAGAAGUAUCAACAGACAUGAAGAAGGGCUGUUUUAAGGCAAUUAAAAGUUAUUUAUAUAUAACAUUUUUUUUUUUGGCGAUUUUAUUCAUUUCUUUAGAAGUCUUGUUCAGGAUCAUUUUCUAUAAUAUUAAAUCGAAUCCUUAUUCUCUAAAUAUCUUAGGAUACUAUACAUUUAAAGGUCGAUUUCUUUCAUCAAUGGAAUUUCAAUUAUUUGCAGCGAUUCUAUAAAGGGAAAAGCAAUGUUUUUCCUAUGUUUAAGCAUUUUUAUAUUUAGACAUUCUUUCUUCAUAUUAUUUUUCAGUAAUAAUUAUAAAAAAUACAAUUUUUAAUAUUCAAAUUAAUAUUGUUUGACAUUCAAAAGCAAUUACAAAUCCAAUAUAAAUUUUAUCAAAUUCUUAAAAAACGUUAUCGUAUUUGAUUGAAUCAAAAUUAUAUCGCACUAUCGAGGAAUGUGCGGGAACGAUAACGUGCUACUACCGUGUAUUUCACACAUGUCUUCUUUAAUCAACUACCGUGUAUGUCACACGUGUCAUAUUUGAUUGACAAAAAUGUGUCGGUUUAAAACAACACUGAAAUUAUUAAAAGACCGCACCAAUAAGGAUCUCAAUCAACAUGAAAGGUAUUUUUAAGUCAAAAUUGUCCUAUGUUCAAGAAAAUGUUCAAAUUAUGUCUUUCACAUUAGUAAUUGUGUAACUUUUAGGAAUUUAAGUUGAUAUUAAUAUAAUUUUAGUUGAUCAAGUAUAACAUUAUAUACUUUUUUAAUGUCUAAUAUCAAUUUACCCAAAGAAUAGCUCUUUGAUUUACCAUAGAAUUCUUUUUUAUACUCAAUAAAACUUGUCACUCAGCGAGUAUUUUAGUCUUUGGUAUAAGAUUUAUACAUACAUUACGCCUCUACAAGCUUUACUGAUGAUCAUUACUUAGCUCUGAGAGCUAUAUAUAUAAUGUGUUUAUCUGCAUAUAAAAUAAUAUUUUUCAUCAUUUUAUGAAAGAUAAUGAUUUUUAUUCCAUAAAAUAUGUCAUUGUACAAGUAUUUUACCACUGGUAUUAAAUUUAUUCAUACAUUACGCUUCUACCAGUCUUACGGGGCAUCAUUACGCCGAUCCGAGCUUUGAAUGCUAUAUAAAUAAUAUGUUUUACCAUUUACAAAAUAAUAAUUUUCAUCAAUUUAUGAAAGAUAAUGAUUUUUAUUCAAUAAAAUAUGUCAUUGUACAUUGCCUCGUUUCCAUAACACUGUUUUCGUUUAAUUGUUUAUACAACUGCAACAAAGUUUUAUGCGGCGUACUACCGGGCAAAACAAUACCAUGAUCCUUUAAUUCAUUUUUAAGCUUUGUUAUAGUCCAAUUAGCCGGAUUUGUAUUAUCCAAAGGCGCGCUAUUGCUCCGUGAUUGCCGACUUCUUUGUUCUUCUCUCGGAACAGAAACUUGUCGUCUUCGCGUUUGCCUAACUGUAUUACCGUUACUUCUAUUUGACAAUGUUCUGCCUCGUUGUUUUGGCAUUUUAUUUAUCUAGUUAUAAUCCUUCAUUAAUUAUCGAAAAUGGAAUAUCCCUUCUUUUUUUUUUAGCUAAGUAUUAGAGCAUGUAGCAAAGAUAACAUCCGUUCGGUUCGAGACCCAGCACACAAAGAAAGAUGCUGGGGUGUGUAUUUUAGAACGAGGCAAAAGCAGCCCUUGAAACAAAGAAAUAUUCCCUGCUUAUCGGAACGAGGCUCAAUGUAAUGCUGAUAAGCCCAAAUAAGGAGCAGGCUUCGUUAUGCUGCCCAAAGAGGCUCUUGAAGGGGAAAUGACUCACACUACUAAACAUAGAAAAAAGAAGGGGCUCGCAACGGGAUAUCAUUGGCCUCUUUAAAACUCAGUUGAAUAUAACUAUACACAACCUCCACAAUAUGGAGAGCUGUCCUACUCGACCGGCGCCGGCGUCCUUCCGCGUCCGCACUUUGAUUAAAAGUUUUGAUGCACUUUCACUUUAUCUCUGUAAUUACUUGAUGGAUUUGUUUCAAUUUUAAAACAGUUAUUCAUCGUCAUCAUAAUCCACAUCAUAUGACGCAAGGGCCAUUACAUCCACACCAAUAUUUCAUGAAUUAUCUCACCCUUUUUUCAAAGAAUUUUAGGUAAAGUUUUAAUGCACUUAUCUCGUUUAUUACUGAAUGGAUUCGAUUCAAACUUAAAAUAUUUCUUCUUCCAACUUAUCACCCACAUCAUAUAACACAAAGUCCAUAACUCUGGUACCAAUAUUUCAUAAAUUAUGCCCCCCUUUUACUUAGAAUUUCAGGUUAAAGUAUUCAUGCGCUUUCCUCUUAUCUCAGAUUUGAUUCAAACUUGAAAUAGUUGUUCCACUUCUUCAACCACAUCAUAUGACACAAGGUCAUUAACUCUGGUACCAAUAUUUGAUGAAUUAUGCCCCCUUCUACUUAGAGUUUCAUGUUAAAAUUUGAUACACUUUCAUACUACCUUAGAUAUUACUAAAUGGAUUUGAUUCAAACUUAAAAUAUUUAUUCAGCAUUAUUCGUUUAAAAUUAUGCUUAUAUAAUGUUCUUUAUCUCUCUCAUUACUUAAUACUUCUGACACAGACUCGAUCUAUUGUUUAAUAUCUUUAUUCUUAUUGGAGUCAUUAAACACUCCAAUGACAGGGUGUGCCCAGUUUCACUAUCCAGCAUCGAAAUGGUCGCGUACGCUGUCGCCUGUGACAGCUGUUGUUGUAACAGGUCUAAAACUUUUGUAACUUGUUACAAACAUUCUCCGUAAUAACACAAUAUGACGUACACUCUACGUUAAAAGGCGUCAUGUCACUUACAAGGGACAUUAGGCUUUGGGAUACUAAAAAGCACAUGCUUGCGCAUUCGUGUACGAAUUGUUCAGACUGCUUUACCUUUAUUAUCAGUGGAAAUUGGAUUCCGUUUACACGAAUGACCAGUAAUCAGCAAUUACGGGUUAAAUGGUUAAAAUGAUUUUCAUUCCAUUAUAAAGCUUGUACAUUUUUCAGUAUAUAGUUUACAUAGAAUUUUUUUGGAACAUCAAGAUGUUAAACCCGUUGAAAAUGUUGCGAUAUGUAAAUUAAAAUGUAUACAAUAAUACUUCGUUAUGCAUUUGAAUAAUCUUUUUUUUCUAGAAUUUUUUUUUAAUACUGCUUAAUAAGAAAUUGUGAAGUAACAUGUCUUGUGUAUUCAUAUUACAUGUUAUCAUUUUAAAUUGUUGUUUAGAUGAAAAAAGUGAUUGAAUAUG